Molecule: messenger RNA, 423 nt
Organism: Microsporum canis CBS 113480
Lineage: Eukaryota; Fungi; Ascomycota; Eurotiomycetes; Onygenales; Arthrodermataceae
Exons: 2
Coding region: 1-423 (140 amino acids)
Source: RefSeq, a predicted model, not a curated record
AUGGACCUCCGUGUAGAGAUGAUAGAAGGAGACUGCGCCCCCACAGCCCUGACGAGAGAGAUGUGGGUACAAAUGAGGCAUAAGCUGCAGGAUAUAUAUCUCAUAGUCCUGAAGAAACGCAUGACUCGACUACGCCAGCGGACGCCGUUUAAGGCCGUUUGUACACAUGUGCCCCUGACAUUCCCCCGUGCCUGGCUGAGUAUUGUGAUGGAUGGCCAGACAGGACCUCUUUUUUCAUCAACGGCUCUUUUUUCCUCCGUGUAUGGGGACAUCUUGCGGGUGGAGAAGUCUACCCCAGGCACCAACCACAGCGUCUCCUCCACCAGCUUCCACCCUUCGGGCGGCUUGGGGCCUGCAACUACUGGCAGUUUACGCCUUACGGCUCCACACCUCAGGCAUACGCCUCCAGAAAGCUCUAUCUGA